CCAGAGAUGACACCGAAUCCUCAUCUUUCAGUAGCUUGUGGUGAAUAUUGCGUCUUCCGUCUCGGCAGCAGCUGUAAUCGGAUCGAAUUCAAAUCUCCAGCUGAAAAGGAUCUAGUUGGUGAAACCGUUCAGCGAUCAUCAGCCGCCGAGCUGCUUCCCGGUUCAACCCGUGACUUUUUCAGCCCAACACGACUGAUUUUGCUGAGACCUUUCACGGACGUGGGACGUCCGGAACGUCGUUCAAGCACCACAAACUAUCACUCAUCGCGGACAAGCAUUCAACGGCGACGAGAAAUUGUGCUUGAGACGCCAUAGGAACGUUAACAAUCAUCGAUUCUGACAAUUCUGAUAGAAAACCAAUGGUCAACUGAUGACCUUUUAAAAUAAAUCGUAAGUAAAAGACCUUUUUUCUAAACAAACUUUACUUUCCUGUAAAUUCUUCAAGAAAAAGCAUUUAAUUUAGAUACGCUCAUAUUCACGGUGUAAGUUGGAGUGGGUAAAAAAUACGUUUUAUCAUUUAUGCAAACCUCGUUGGAUUUAGAUUGUGAUAUAUUUUUCGAAAGCUUUGGUUGGUAUUGUUUUCUGCACUUAGGAUGGAACGCUUUUGUUUUGAGUUGAGCUUGAAUCAAAUCAAAACAAAACCGUAAGCAUGUGUUUCAAAGAUGUUACGAGACAAAACAAAUCGCAAUGCUUUUGAAAAUUACAUCAGAUUCUAGAUUCAACGGGGUAAAAAAAUUUACAGCUUUCUUAAAUUUACGUAGAUUUCAUCGGAAAUUUACAUGUUUUGAAGUCCCUUUUGCUCCGGCUAA
This is a messenger RNA of Culex quinquefasciatus (southern house mosquito), 809 nucleotides long. RefSeq lists its product as uncharacterized. The transcript is spliced from 2 exons. Bases 7 to 315 code for a protein of 102 amino acids. The record is from RefSeq and is a predicted model, not a curated record. NCBI's taxonomy places the organism in Eukaryota, Metazoa, Arthropoda, Insecta, Diptera, Culicidae.